AUGGAAGCUAUAGAUGGAGAUAAAAAUCAGAUUUUCUUCGUAGAUGGUCUAGGUGGUACAGGUAAGACCUUAUAUCGUGCCAUUCUUGCAACUGUUAAGCUUAGAGUGAAAUUUGGUCUUGCUGUAGCUAGCUCAAUUAUUGCUUCCACGUUAUUACAUCGAGGUAAAACAACUCAUAAAACUUUGUGGAUUCCAGUAACAUUGCAUGCUUCAUUAAUGUGGAAGUUUAGCAAACAAGAUGUUGAAGCACAAUUGGUAAAGCAUGCAGCUGUUAUUAUAUGGGAUGAAGCUACUAUGACUCACCGACAUGCAUAUGAGGCUAUAGAUCGCAGCUUGAGAGAUCUAAUGGAGGUUGACUUUCCUUUUGGUGGCAAGGUUUUAGUAUUUGGUGGAGAUUUUAGGCAAAUUCUUCCAGUUGUAACUAAAGGAACAAAAGCUCAAACCAUUGAUGCAUGUUUAGUUAAAUCAACACUUUGGAGGCAUGUUCAGCAACUUCACCUCACUCAAAAUAUGAGAUCCAGACAUGAUGAAGAAUUUGCAGCAUUUCUUUUAAGAGUUGGUGAUGGAAGGGAAACUGUAGUUAAUGAAGACAUGAUUAAAUUACCAUCUUCAUUAUGCAUCCCAAAUGGCAACCAGAACUCGAUUAUAACUUAA
This is a messenger RNA of Chenopodium quinoa (quinoa), 654 nucleotides long. Its product is annotated as ATP-dependent DNA helicase PIF1-like. Gene Ontology annotation, molecular function: DNA helicase activity. Gene Ontology annotation, biological process: telomere maintenance; DNA repair. The transcript has a single exon. Lineage: Eukaryota; Viridiplantae; Streptophyta; Magnoliopsida; Caryophyllales; Amaranthaceae. The coding region runs from base 1 to 654 and encodes 217 amino acids. The record is from RefSeq and is a predicted model, not a curated record.